Schistosoma bovis is the source of this 2252-nucleotide messenger RNA. The record is from the annotation of a GenBank genome assembly. NCBI's taxonomy places the organism in Eukaryota, Metazoa, Platyhelminthes, Trematoda, Strigeidida, Schistosomatidae.
UGGCGCAUAUAUAUUUGGUGCCCUCUUGUACCAAUAUUUAUGUGUUCAAAUAUAUAAAUAAUGAUUACGUUCGAAAGUGACUUUAAUGUGAAAUUGAUAAUGAAAUAUCCAUCACUAAUUACGUAUAAUCAAUUCCCAAUCAACUGCACUCUAAUGAAAAUAUCGGUGGAGGUAAAUAGUACAAAUAAAGAACUUACUUUCUGCUACUUGAAAUUUCAACUCUUCAUCCAAGUUGUUAAGAAACUAAAUUAUCAGCUUCUUUAACAGUUGAAUUGUGAUAUAGGGUUAAUUGAAACCUAAUAAAAAAUUCUAAGUGGUAGACAGACCUUCAACACUUCAAAUGUAACCAUUUUUGUUUACAAGUCCAUCUAUGAUGAACUUACACUCAACUUGGCUUUCAUUUAGUAAGUACGGGAUGAAAGCUACGAUAGUUAUACAUUCAAGGGUACUUUCAGACAAAUAAAUUUUACCGAACAACUAAUCCAAAUUGAGAUGAAACAGUAACCUGUUCUGAUAUAGACCAUAAGAUUAGAAAGUAAACAAACCAAUGAAAAAUUGACCUCAAAGUAGUUGAUUUUACUCAAUCUUAUCAGUAAGUGGCAUCAUAUAGCUAAUAUGCGUAGGUGGAGAAACAUUUAACGUCAAGAUUUUGAAUGUUUGAUAUACAUAACUUGUUAUUGACUUGAUGACGUUUCAUUGUUCGAAACCUUGGAAACUAAAUAAGAAACUUCCUUGAUCACGUUAAAUGUCUUUUCAGAUUUCCGACUAAUCUGUUUAGGCUGAUGGAUGAAUUAUCUACGUUAAACCUAACGGGAAAAAUUAUCAGAUUUUACAACUGUUAUCUAGUUAGAGAAGAGCACUUGGUAAAAGAUGAUUUGUGGAUUCGAGAUGGGAUCAUUCUUGACGGACUAACUAUAUUCUUUUCUGAAAAGGCAAUGCCAGAUAUUCUCAUCGAUGUUGGCGGAGGUAUUAUUUCUCCCGGUCUUAUAGAUGUACAAGUUAAUGGUGCUUAUGGGUAUGAUUUCUCAAAUCCAGAUCAGGACAUAGAAAAUGCUUGUAAUCAGGUUGCGGAGAGACUCCCACAAACAGGAGUCACAGCUUUUUGUCCAACAAUCAUUACGUCCUGUCAAGAAUUGUAUCCAAAACUUAUAUCAGGAUAUCAGAAAUAUGUAAACAAACCCAACUGUUCAAAAGUGCUUGGGAUUCAUCUUGAGGGUCCAUUUAUUAGCACAGAUUGCGCUGGAAUGCACCAAACAGACUACAUAAAGGGAUUCGGUACUAAUCCUAUAAAGACCAUUUCAGAGAUUUACGGUCCCAAUCUUGAUAGAGUUAAGAUGAUUACGAUUGCGCCAGAAUUAGAAGGUGCUUCAACAGCUGCAGCAUACUUAUCUUCACUAGGUAUCGUAGUGUCUAUUGGUCAUACCAACUCUGACUACGAGUCAGCAGAAUCUGUUUUAUCCUCAGGAGCAACUUUCGUUACUCAUCUAUUCAACGCUAUGCCAUCUUUCCAUCAUCGUAAAGCCCAUAUCUUCGGUUUAUUUGCUGGCACUAAGACACCGCUCCAUAUUGGGCUAAUUGCUGACUUGGUGCAUUCACACCCAGCUGCUCUACGUUUAGCAGACGCAAUUUCACCUGGUCAUGUGACCCUUGUCACUGAUUGUAACACCGCAUUCGGCCUUCCAGAUGGCUCGUAUACAUUCGGUGAACAAAAUAUCCAAGUAGAAGCUGGCAAGGCAUACAUUGCUGGUACAAACUGUCUGGCUGGAGGUACUACGCCAUUGUUAACAUGUGUCAGAAACUUCUGGCUAGAAGUCACUCGUGAGAAACUCAACGCCGAACCCAAUGUUCCUAAGGAGUGGGCUGGACUUGGAUACGCACUAGCAGCGGCUAGCACAAGGCCAGCAAGUGUUCUUUGCCUUCUAUCUUCAAAUGCAUCAAACUCAAUACAUAAAUCGAGUUCGGAAUCCGUUUUGCCCUUGGGAACACUAAACUCUGGCUCUUCUGCAGACUUUAUAAUUAUACACCCAGUAUUAACUGAAACAAGUCCAAAGCCUCAAAUUAAACUGUUAUGCACUUGGAUAAAUGGAAAACCUGUCUACUUCUGCUCAGAUCAUCAUGUUUAUUUCAAUAUAAGAUCCUCGACGUAGUACUUUCUAAUAUAGUUUAUUGUAUUUUCUUCCCAAGUGAUUGUUUACUAUACCAUUUGAUCUUGACUAUUCGAAAAUACUUUUACAAAAUAUAAAAUAGUUUUU